AUGACGCCUGGUGUUGUGGAGGCCUUCCGGGGUGGGAAGGCACUCGACUCUCGCAGACGGAUCGAUCGGGAGAAGAAGAUGGGCACAAGGCAGAACCCUAGCAGAUCCGGCCUUUUCGAGAUUGGUGAUGAUGAAGGGGGGGGGAAUUGGAGGUUUGUGGCUGCAGGGACGAAUCGGAGUCACGUGAGGACACCUCACUGUUGA
This is a messenger RNA of Penicillium alfredii, 204 nucleotides long. RefSeq lists its product as uncharacterized. The record is from RefSeq and is a predicted model, not a curated record. The transcript has 2 exons. Lineage: Eukaryota; Fungi; Ascomycota; Eurotiomycetes; Eurotiales; Aspergillaceae. Bases 1 to 204 code for a protein of 67 amino acids.